This is a messenger RNA of Lactuca saligna, 1724 nucleotides long. The record is from the annotation of a GenBank genome assembly. Lineage: Eukaryota; Viridiplantae; Streptophyta; Magnoliopsida; Asterales; Asteraceae.
AGAUAUAUUUAAAUAUUACUUGUGUUGAAUAUUUAUCUAGAAAGAGUUUGCAAGCCGUCAUUGUGUCUUGUACCUUGAUUCCCAAGAUCAUAUCCCUAAUUUUGUGUAUACACCAUAAGGGAAUCAGAGAGAGUAAAAAACCUCCAAUCUAUACAGUAUGCAGGCCAUAAACGCAGUACAUGUGAUACGAAUGGUGACGAGUACCAUUAGCAAUUCGUUGUUAGCAGCAGAGAUUGAAUUCGGAUCUAGGAUGUUCUACGUUUACUUUGGCAUCUCGUGUUUUCUAGUUAUCUUUGCCGGAAUCAUGUCCGGCCUUACCUCAGGAUUGAUGUCUGUUGGUGUCGUCGAGCUUGAAAUCCUCCAGCGCAGUGGCACUCCGAUCGAGAAAAAACAAGCAGCUAUCAUUUUUCCAGUGGUUCAGAAAGAGCACCAACUUCUUGUAACGUUGCUUUUAUGCAAUGCAGCUUCCAUGGAGGCGCUGCCAAUAUAUUUGGACAAGAUUUUCAAUCAAGUUGUUGCAAUAGUUCUUUCGGUAACUUUUGUCUUGUUUUUUGGUGAGGUGAUUCCACAAGCAGUGUGUACCAGAUAUAGAUACGGCUUGGCUAUAGGUUCUAGUUUUAUUUGGCUUGUGCGUAUUUUGAUGAUAAUUUGCUAUCCUAUUGCUUACCCUAUAAGCAAGAUUCUUGAUUUUGUAUUGGGUCAUAAUGAUGCUUUGUUUAGAAGAUCUCACUUGAAAGCCCUUGUUUCCAUCCACGCCCAGGAGGCAGGUAAAGGAGGUGAACUCACACAUGAUGAGACCACAAUUAUCAGUGGAGCACUUGAUUUAACUGAAAAGACUGUAGAGCAGGCUAUGACACCAAUCGAAUCAACUUUUUCCUUGGAUGUGAAUUCAAACUUAGAUUUGGAAGCAAUGAAAAAGAUUCUUGCAAAAGGUCAUAGUAGAGUUCCUGUAUACUCUGGAAACCCAAGAAAUGUUAUUGGGCUUCUAUUGGUUAAAAGUCUUCUUACUAUUCAAGCAGAAACUGAGACUCCAGUAAGUGCGGUUUCCCUUAGAAGAAUUCCAAGGUUUCCAUCUGACAUGCCACUAUAUGACAUAUUGAAUGAGUUCCAAAAGGGAGGUAGUCAUAUGGCAACUGUUGUUAAAACUAAAGGGAAAAACCAAAAACAUGUGACACUUGAAGACGAAUCAAAAAAGAAUGACAAUGUAACAACUGAUGUGGAACCAAGAGUUUUUGUUGAGGAAGGGGAUACUUCAAUAAGUGGAGUGCCUUAUUUAACUGAGGACACUGACGAAGGUGAAGUGAUUGGUAUAAUCACUUUAGAAGAUGUAUUCGAGGAACUUCUUCAGGAGGAGAUUGUAGAUGAGACUGAUGAAUUUGUUGAUGUGCAUAAAGGGAUACGUGUAGCAGCAGCUGCGGCUGCUUCAAAUGUAACAUGCACUGCAACAUUUCGGAGAUCAUCUACUAUUGCUGGAACCCAAAAUAAGCAAGGGAAAACUCCAAGGACCCCCAGUGAGGGUGAUUCAACUUCAUCAAAGUUUGAACGAGCUCUCGUGGAGCCUUUGCUUGAAAAAGAGACAUAAAAUGGCCAAUUUCUCAACCCUCUUAACAAACAGUUCUAGUGUGUGUGUGGAAGUAUUUAUUUAUAGGCUUAAUGUUACUGUUGCCCAACCAAAUAUUUGUUGUUGUCUGUUUUCGUGUGUGUGUGUGUAUGUAUUCUUUGGC